AUGUGGAAAGCUUUGGUGCUGGCUGUGUGUCUCCUGGUGGCCAGGGUUCAGCCCAUGGAUGACCCAGCGUAUGGGGUGAAGCUAUGUGGCCGUGAGUUCAUCCGGGCAGUCAUCUUCACUUGUGGAGGCUCACGAUGGAGACGGUCAGUCAGGAGUGCAGAUGUUUCAGAGGACCCAUUCAGCUCCCGGCAGGAGGAGUCCUCAGAGAGCUUGAGUCACAACUCUGUGAUAGAGAGUCUUAUCCAAAGGAACAGAGAUCUAAGCUUCACACCUGGAGACAACCAGGAGGGAGUGUUCAGCAGGCCGGCCCGUUCUUUCAUCACCGAGGAGAUUCUGGAAGCCCUUCGCAAGGCUGACCGCAAGGGCCGGGAUGUGGUGGUCGGCCUGUCCAACGCCUGCUGCAAGUGGGGCUGCAGCAAGAGUGAGAUCAGCUCCCUUUGCUGA
Chelmon rostratus (copperband butterflyfish) is the source of this 444-nucleotide messenger RNA. RefSeq names its product relaxin 3a (gene rln3a). The record is from RefSeq and is a predicted model, not a curated record. Gene Ontology annotation, molecular function: hormone activity. Gene Ontology annotation, cellular component: extracellular region. The transcript is spliced from 2 exons. The coding region runs from base 1 to 444 and encodes 147 amino acids. Lineage: Eukaryota; Metazoa; Chordata; Actinopteri; Chaetodontiformes; Chaetodontidae.